AUGGACUCGGUGAAGAAAGCGAAUUUAAGAAUACGGAAUUAUCCCAUUCUGCUGGGUAAGUGUUCAGUUGCAGCUGCUGCUUAUGCUACUUGCGUUACAACGGAUCUGAAUGUGUCGCACAAGAUGUGCGAGCAGGAGUUCCAACUUUUUAAACAGUGUUUACAGAAAGCAGCUAGUGAUAUGAAAACAAGACUUUGA
This is a messenger RNA of Topomyia yanbarensis, 198 nucleotides long. RefSeq lists its product as uncharacterized. Lineage: Eukaryota; Metazoa; Arthropoda; Insecta; Diptera; Culicidae. The record is from RefSeq and is a predicted model, not a curated record. The coding region runs from base 1 to 198 and encodes 65 amino acids. Gene Ontology annotation, cellular component: mitochondrion. The transcript has a single exon. Gene Ontology annotation, biological process: mitochondrial respiratory chain complex I assembly.